UCGUAUCUCUCCGCACCUAGUCGGAGGGGCAAGGAGCUCCAUCCAUUUUAUCGUAGACCAUCAUCAAACCUGCAUAGCGACGACGUGGAGUGCACUCGCACACCCCACAAAUAUUAAAACACGCUAAGAUUUGGUAUCCAGCACUCAAACUGACGGGCAAUUAUGCUUUCUCAUGGACGCCGACAGCGAUGUUAAACCGCGCGGAUGACUGCAAAAAACACCGCAGCCUUUACAAGGCUAUCAUCUUAGACAUCACGCGUAGAAACUUCGAUGUCAUUUCCUUCGUCCAAUGGCAGCCGUUUGAGCGCCCCCCUUCCUAAGGUGCCUGUCAUCGCCCGGCGUCCAAUCCAAGACUGAACACCCGGCUGCUGAUUCUCCAGCUCGGUUCUCCGGCGACGAUGCGGAGCUGAGGCAGGUGUGUGCGUGUUUUGCGGAUGUUGCACGGACGUACGAUCCGUUUUUACAGGAAAGCAGGCCACACACGCGUGGCAUUGGUCACUGAUCUAGUGCUGCCGCUGUUGGACAGAGAAUCAUGCAGAUCCCAGCCGUGCUGCUGCUGGUCAUCUCCUCAGCGUGGUCCUGCACCGCUUCUCUGCUGUUUGCUGACAUACUGCAGAUCUACGGAGACGAUGCCACAGGUUAUGGGCCCGUGUUCGAGGAGGAGCCCCAGGACCUGGUCUACCCAGAGGAGUCGCCCGAGGCCAAAAUCACCAUCAACUGCCGAGCGCGAGCAGACCCACCCGCCACCUACAAGUGGAUUGUGAAUGAUUUGGAGAUCAGCCCUGUUGAUGAUGAGCACUUCAGCCUGAUGGGAGGGAACCUGGUGAUCAGCGGCCCCAUGAAGAACAGGCACGUCGGGAAAUACGUGUGCCUGGCACAGAACACGUACGGCACCAUCAUGAGCCGAGAGGCCACCGUCACGUUCGGCUAUCUGGACAUGUUUUCCACAGAGGAGAGACAGGCUGUGCACGUGAAAGAGGGCCAGGGGGCGGUCCUACUCUGUGCACCACCCCCUCAUAAGCCAGAGGACUUGUCGUUCCGCUGGAUGCUGGACGAGUUUCCCAUCUUCAUCCCGCUGGGGAAGCGUCGGUUUGUGUCGCAGCGCACCGGGAAUCUCUACAUCUCCAAGGUGGAGUUGUCGGACAGCGGGAACUACUCCUGCUUCGUCUCCAGCCCCUCCAUCGCCAAGAGCGUCUUCAGCAAGUUCAUCCCCCUGGUCCCUCAGGCCGAGCGCUCAGCGAGAAGGUAUCCGGCUGAUAUCCGAGUGAAGUUUCCGGAAACCAACGCCCUGGUGGGACAGAACAUCACACUGGAAUGCUUUGCGCUGGGAAAUCCCGUCCCGGAGAUCCACUGGCGAAAGGUGGACGAUGAGCUGCCGGCCAAUCACGAGAUCAGCAUGUCGGGGGCCAUGCUCCACAUCUACGGCGUGCAGAUGGAGGACGAGGGCACGUACGAGUGCGAGGCCCACAACUCCAAGGGCAAGGACCGGCACAAGGCCUGGCUGGGGGUGGAAGCUGCCCCAGAGUGGACGGUUCAUGUUGAGGACAUGAGGAAAGACAUCAACAGCCACUUCACCAUGUCCUGCCAGGCCUCCGGCAAGCCCCAACCAUCCGUGCACUGGCUGAAGAACGGGAUUAAGCACGGGAACGGGAAUCUGACCUUCAGCAAGCUCACGUUCCAGGACUCGGGAAUGUUCCAGUGCAUCGCUGAAAACAAACACGGAAUCAUCAACGCCAACGCAGAGCUGCGUGUGAUUGCGUGCGCCCCCACGUUUGAGCAGAACCCCGUGAAGAGGAGGCUGCUGGGAGCGAAGAACGGCCGCGUGGUCAUCGAGUGCAAGCCUGAGGGGGCGCCGCGCGCGGACAUCUCCUGGAGCAAGGGCACGGAGCUGCUGCUCAACUCCUCACGAAUCCACAUCUGGUACGACGGGAGCCUGGAGAUCCUGAAUGUCACCAAACAGGACGAAGGCCGGUACACCUGCUUCGCCGAAAACAUCCUGGGCAAGGCCAACAGCACCGGGGGCCUGGAGAUUACAGAGGCCACUAAGAUCACGCUCGCUCCGUCCAACGCCGACGUGACGGUGGGGGAGGACACCCGCAUGCAGUGCGCUGCGUCACAUGACCCCAGCCUGGAGAUCGACUUCAUCUGGUCCGUCAACGGGCGCGUCAUCGACUUCGACCAUGAGGCCGAGCACUACCAGCGCGUCAAGGCCGGGACCCGUGACUCCAGUGGAGAGCUGCGUAUCUCCAGGACCCAGCUGAAGCACUCGGGCCGCUACACCUGCAUCGCCCACACCGUCGUGGACAACAGCACCGCCUCCGCAGAGCUGGUGGUCAGAGGCCCCCCUGGCCCCCCCGGCGGGGUGAAGGUGGAGGAGAUCAAGGAGAAGUCGGUGCAGCUGGUCUGGAGCCGAGGCACAGACAACCACAGCCCCAUCUCCAAGUACACCACCCAGUACCGAGACUCUUCCUCUACGGACCCGGAGGAGUGGAAGAACGCCACCACCUUUCCGCUUAUUGUGGAAGGCAACGCAGAGACCGCGGCUGUGGUGGAUCUGAUCCCCUGGACAGAGUACGAGUUUCGGGUGAUGGCGACCAACACCCUCGGAACGGGAGACGCCAGCAGCCCCUCUGCCAAAAUCAGGACUCGGGAAGCAGUUCCCGUGGUUGCGCCCUCUGACGUGACGGGAGGAGGCGGAGCCAGCAAGGAGCUGACCAUCACCUGGACGCCCGUGCAGCCCCAGUACUACUACGGCCAAAACUUCGGCUACAUCGUGGCCUUCCGGCUGCACGACAACCAGGAGUGGAGGAAGGUGAUGGUGGCUGACGGCAAGGCGCGGCACUACGUGCACAAAGACCCGUCCAUCCCCUCCUACACCAAGUUCCACGUGAAGGUGAAGGCCUACAACAGCAUCGGGGAGGGGCCCUACAGCCGGACCGCCGUCAUCCACUCCGCCCGCGACGUUCCCACCGAGGCCCCCGCCAAGGUGGAGACCAAGACCAUCUCCGCCACCGAGGUCCAGGUGUCAUGGCAACCCGUCAAUCAAGCGGUAGUGGAGGGCUACCAGGUGACGUACUGGAGGAAGCAGUCGUCGGCUCACAGGAUCCAGCUCCCGGCCUCGCAGGAGCAGAUCGAGCUGAAGGACCUGCUGCCCAACUCCCACUACAUGAUCGAGGUCCGGGCCUACAACUCGGGCGGGUUCGGGCCGGCCAGCGACAUCUGCGAGGUGGACACCAAGAAGCCACCUCCGAGUCAGCCUCCGAAAAUCAUCAGUCAAAAGAUCAGCGUCAGCAAAUCCGUGGUUAACAUCACCUGGGAGCAUGUGGUCCCCCUGGCCAACGAGUCCACGAUACAGGGCUACAAGGUGCUCUACCGGCCGGCGGACCACAGCAAGGGGAAGCUGUACCUCACGCAGAAGCACUACAUCGACCUCCCGGUUCACAAGGGGGGGGACUACGUGGUGGAGGUCCGCGCGCGCACCGAGGGGGGGGACGGGGCCGUGGCUGCCGUGCGCAUUUCAGGUGGAGCCGUAAUGGCGUCUCAGCCCUUUGGCCUGGCUGCUCUCCUCCUGCUGUCGCUCUCUCUGCUCGGACUCUGAAUGUAACCGUCGCUGUUCCAGAACUCUGCGCACACGGCGCCAACGGGAAUCGGCUCUUUCCACAACUUUCCAAGGUUCCGCCCAGCCGCCAAACGCAGUAUUCCCAGGAAUACUGAUGUGGAAAAAGCGUUACAAAAAAAAAAAAAAAAAAAAAAAGAAUUGGAGAUUUGGGAACAAGACAAAAAAUAUCAAGGACAUCCUCCCCACUAUGUAGUACAUAAGAAUUCUCAAUGGAGGAGCAUCAAAGGGGUUGUUUUAACUUGUUCAGUAUGCCUUAUAUACGCUGAUAUUUUACAGUUGCACCAGUUAUUCUUAUGGGGUAAAAUAAUAAGUAAUAUCCACAUCCAGGGCUUUUGAGAUUCACCCUCCAAACUGUAAUGUAGUCCCGUCGAAGGCGCUGCGGCAGCCCUACACAGUGCCGUGUAAAAAAGAAUAAAAUAAAAUAUAAAACUCUAAUGGAGAAAAAAUAAUUCACUAUUUAAAGCAUUACGUAAAAUUAGCAAAUGUAUAGUUGCGAAGGAUAAGAGUAAAAAGAACUGGAUUUGUCUUGUGUGUCUCGGGGCCCCCCUUCCUCACGGACCAAAGGGCCCUUCUCUCAAAAGCAAGAACCUCAAACUCACAGGCCGGGGGGGGCGAGGGCGUCUGCUGAUUUUGGGUGUGUUUCUGCAAGUUGCUGAUUGGCUAAAGAGUCCAAACACCUCGUUUUCCAAGGCCACAAUUGGCCGCUGAUUGAAAGGAAACCACAAAAUGACCAUUGAACACUAUGGCCCUCCAGGACUGGAGGUAAACCUGCAGACACAGCGCCCCCUCCUGGACUGGAGUUUGAGAUCCCUGUCUUACAGAGAUGCAGUCAAAACAAACAUCCAUCGGACGAUCAUUCCAGCUCCCACACACAGUAACAAUGAGACGCAUUUAAUGGUGCAGCAUAUUGUCUGGUCCUCCAAUGUACACAAAACCUACUUCUGUUAACAUCAAGGUGAUAUAAUGUUGUUGAAUAUCCUAUUACAGAUAGUUUCCUGCAUUGCUAUGUGAAACAGCACAUCAACAUUGUUAUUAUACUCCAUUCUACUGGGACUAUUAACAAACGAAAUAGUGGAAAUAAAGUGUUGUAACUGCACACACACACAAAACAAUUAGUAUCUGUAUCUGUAUUAUGAAGCAUAUCUGUAUUAUGAAUCAGAGGAUAUUUGGGGUUAUAAAGUGAGUACAGAAAAAAGCAACAAUAAAGACCGUCAUGAGGAA
Messenger RNA from Conger conger (European conger), 4840 nucleotides. RefSeq names its product contactin-1a-like. Gene Ontology annotation, molecular function: cell-cell adhesion mediator activity. The record is from RefSeq and is a predicted model, not a curated record. NCBI's taxonomy places the organism in Eukaryota, Metazoa, Chordata, Actinopteri, Anguilliformes, Congridae. Gene Ontology annotation, biological process: brain development; cell-cell adhesion. Bases 533 to 3598 code for a protein of 1021 amino acids. The transcript is spliced from 24 exons.